Messenger RNA from Orycteropus afer afer, 495 nucleotides. It is a transcript of the gene NUDT15, whose product is annotated as nudix hydrolase 15. The transcript is spliced from 3 exons. Gene Ontology annotation, molecular function: 8-oxo-7,8-dihydrodeoxyguanosine triphosphate pyrophosphatase activity. The record is from RefSeq and is a predicted model, not a curated record. Bases 1 to 495 code for a protein of 164 amino acids. Lineage: Eukaryota; Metazoa; Chordata; Mammalia; Tubulidentata; Orycteropodidae. Gene Ontology annotation, cellular component: cytosol. Gene Ontology annotation, biological process: dGTP catabolic process.
AUGACCACCAGCGCAGAGAUCAGGGGUCGGCGGCCCGGAGUCGGAGUAGGAGUAGUGGUGACUAGUUCUAAUCAUCCUCACUGUGUCCUUCUAGGGAAAAGAAAAGGGUCGUUUGGAGCUGGCAGUUUCCAACUUCCUGGGGGUCAUUUAGAGUUCGGUGAAAGCUGGGAAGAAUGUGCUCAAAGGGAAACCUUGGAAGAAGCAUCCCUUCACCUGAAAAAUGUUCGCUUUGCCUCAGUUGUGAAUUCUUUCGUUGAGGAAGAAAAUUACCAUUACGUCACUAUAUUAAUGAAAGGAGAAGUGGACUUGGCUCAUGAUUCAGAACCAAAGAAUGUAGAGCCUGAGAAAAAUGAAAGUUGGGAGUGGGUUCCCUGGGAAGAAUUCCCGCCGAGGGACCAGCUUUUCUGGGGACUACAGUGUUUAAAGGAACAAGGCUACGAUCCUUUUAAAGAAGAUUUGGAUCAUCUAGUGGGAUACAAAGGAAAUCAGCUCUAG